Chelonus insularis is the source of this 935-nucleotide messenger RNA. RefSeq names its product NADH dehydrogenase [ubiquinone] 1 alpha subcomplex assembly factor 3. Gene Ontology annotation, biological process: mitochondrial respiratory chain complex I assembly. The record is from RefSeq and is a predicted model, not a curated record. The transcript is spliced from 3 exons. NCBI's taxonomy places the organism in Eukaryota, Metazoa, Arthropoda, Insecta, Hymenoptera, Braconidae. Gene Ontology annotation, cellular component: mitochondrial inner membrane. Bases 278 to 901 code for a protein of 207 amino acids.
UAUCCAACGUGUUGAAUCGUGUGCGAUGUUUUUUUGCAAAAAUAAAUUAAUUAUUGUAUGAAUUAUUAAUUGUAAUUAAUUCUAAGGAAUAUAACAAUUAUUAGUACAUGUUUCAUGAUUUAAAUAAAUUCUAAAAUUUUUGUAUGUCAAUACAUUUAUACGACUUUGUUGAACAUCUCAACGUUGAAUCUCUCGUUCAGCACAAUAGGUUAUAAGUAACUUGCAGAGACAUGAUUUAAAAUAAUAAAAAAAUUAGCUCGAGUCAUAUUUAUAAAAAAUGUUUAGCUUGCAUCAUGGACACUUACGGUCAUGUGCAUUGAAUUUAUUUAAAAAACGAUGUUCACUUCGGUUUACAUCUCAUAAAGGUGCUUAUGAUGGUGAUGGAAAAACAACUGUAACAAUAUUAAACAAAGAUUGGAAUUAUGGGUUAAUGGUCGACUCUCUCAGUGUUUUAGGAUUCUCAUUAAAUAUUGGAGUUAAAAUAGUUGGGCCAAUGAUACUUUUUCCAAAAACUGUACUUGGAUGGAAUUUAAGAACUCCAAAUGAUAUUAAUGAAGAUUCUCUUGUAUUAUUCAAAAUCUUGGAGCCAAGACCAGAUAUUUUAGUAUUAGGUUUAGAUAGGGAAUAUCCCCGUCAUGAACCUUUUAUUGUGAAUUUUCAAAAAGUAGUCAAAAAGAUGGGUAUGAGUUAUGAAAUAUUACCAGUGGAAAAAGCCUGUCACACUUUUAACUUUUUAAAUGCAGAAAGUAGAUAUGUCGUGGGUUUGUUUUUACCACCAAGACAAAUUGAACAUAUUGAUCAUGUUCUAAUACAAAAGCGAUCUACUCAAGAAGUAUUAGAUCAACAAUAUCGAAAUCCAUUCUUUGAGCCUGAUGAUUACAAAAAACAGUUAAAUGAAUGAUUUUAUCUAGUUGAUAAUUAGAAUUAAAAAAAAA